Molecule: messenger RNA, 1872 nt
Organism: Octopus bimaculoides (California two-spot octopus)
Lineage: Eukaryota; Metazoa; Mollusca; Cephalopoda; Octopoda; Octopodidae
Product: neurofibromin
Biological process (GO): regulation of GTPase activity
Source: RefSeq, a predicted model, not a curated record
GUGGUAGUAGUAGUAGUGGUAGUGGUAGUGGUGGUGGCGGCGGCGGCGGUGUUGGUGGAGGUGGCGGUGGUGAACGUCGUCAUCGCGGUGGUCGAGUCUCGCUGUCUCCUCUGCUGCGCGACCAUGGCCUCACAGAAACCUGGAGAAUGGGUGCAGUCUCUCAUAGCCAGGUUUGAUGCACAGUUACCUGUGAAAAAAGGCCAACACACAACCCAGUCCAUUCAAAAUGUGGAGCAAAACAAAGAAUGUCUUAUUAAUGUUAGCAACUACAAAUUCUCAUUGGUUAUCAAUGGACUUACCAAAAUAUUACAGUCCAUUUCCAAUACGAGAUUAAAUGGACCCGAAGUUGAACGGAACUUUUUUGAGUCACAGUUGAUAAUUUUGGACACUUUGGAACAGGUACUAAACUCGCAACCCAAAGACACAAGCCGAUUAGAUGAAGCUAUGUAUGUGAAGCUGCUACUGCCUGAAAUUUGUAAAUGUCUUAACUGGUCCACAGAAACCACGCCCCUUGCCCUACAGCUGAAAACCUUAGCUUCCAAAGUGUUAUAUGCUCUCAGUCAAAAUAACUUCACAGCUGUCUUUCACAGAAUUUCAGCACGAUUAACGACCUUAUCAACGUGUAGUGAGGACCAAUCAGAUCUCUCAGAUUUGGACUUGAUACAACACAUAAAUGUUGACAUGAUACGACUUAUUAAGUUGUUCAAUGAAAUCAGCUCCAAGUUCAAAACGUUGAAACAGAAAUCAGUAAUCUACACGCUAGCACACAACCUAGAGAAGGCUAUCUGGAAUUGGAUGGAUAAUUACCCACAUGAAUUUAAUAAUUUACACCAGAAACCAGACAGCGAAUUACAAGAUUACUGUGAUAAAAUGUUUGAGCUGUUCAACAGCUUUACAGAAAACUCCAAGAAGAAAGCUACAGUAUGGCCACUCCAGAUGAUGUUGUUGGUACUCUGUCCUAAAAUCCUUGAGGAAAUCAAAAACGCUGAUGCUGGUGCACCUUGUUCCCCACAGAUGCUAAAAAAGAAACAUUUUAUUGAUGAAGCCCGCAAAGCGUUAUCGAAUCCGCAUGGAGGAAGUUCGAAGGCAUCUCAAACAGAAGGGGCCGCCGUGACAUUUGUCCGCAUGUGCAAAGCAUCUACAUAUAUCAACAUUAACGAUCGUCCUAAUGUUUUGUUCACGCUAGUCCAAUCUGUGACCCACGACCUCAAGACCCUUCUGUUCAGCCCACCUUCCAGUACCAAGUUCAGCCGUAGCCAGGGUACAAUCGGUCAAGACAUUGACCUGUACAUCGACUGUUUUGUUUCGUUCUUCCGCAUCAACCCAUACAUCGGAGAUCUACCCAAGGUCUGUCUCAACCCUCAAUCUCCACUCAUCUACCACCUGGUAUUAGUCAGUGCAUUGUACAAGAUCAUCACACAGCCGCGGUUAGCAUGGUGGCCUGAGAUUCGAAAGAUGUACAGUAAAGCUGGUGAACUGCGUAGCAUGUUCAAUGAUGCUGUGAACAAAGUGAUGCAAGCAACAGCAAGCCAAGGACCAAAGACACAGUUCUCCACCAUUACGAAGAUGACCGGUUUCAAGCUAUCGCGGCCAGGGGAAGAGAACACAAUGCAGAGAUAUUUCCUGUUAGGUUUGGUCAAACUAAUCCAUGCUGACCCCCUCCUUAUGUUACAUAACCCAGACAAACCAGGGCAUGAAGUCCAAAACAGCACGUCAGAGCUGAUAAAUGGUUUAGUGUCCCUUGUCCAUGUCCAACAAAUGCCGGAAAUUGCACAAGAAGCGAUGGAGGCUCUGCUACGGUUACAUCAGCCAGAAAUUAUAGCAUUGUGGAAUCCUGAAGCACCAAUAAAUACAUUUUGGAAAAUAAGGUAA